CUAGGCUGAAGCUGGGCUGAGUUAAAAUCUCAGCACCAACACAUAGUGCAUACAUGUUCUUCUAAUGAAGGGCUGUUGGGAACAGCUGAUGCAUCUGUCAAAUGACUUGAGCGAGAUGGGCGUAGUACUGUCCAGAGUGAAUAACAGUUGUAGAGCUGCCACAAGAGAGCCUGUCAACACAUCCCAAACAGUGAACAGCAUCUGUGACAGAGAGGUCAAUAGUACUGACAGUGACCAUUCCUCCAUCAUACCUAUUCAGAACAAAGCAGUGUGUGAGCCAGUGGAGUUGCUGGUUCCCGCUCUUCCAGUAGCAGCUCGUGUAGAGAGAGGCUAUGUCACCCCACAGCAAGUGUACAACCUGCUGAGCGCAGAAGCGGGCCAGCCUGCCUUGUUUGAUCCUUUCUAUAUUCUCAUCCUGGACUGUCGCAGUGCAGAGAGCUACAAGGACAGCCACCUGGUGACAGCGCGGGCUGCUGUGACGGUGAUCCACCCUGUGCUGGGCUGCCUGGUCAGCUGCAUAGAACUGCAGAAGUAUUCUAUAAUUCUACUGUAUGCGGAGGAGGGAUGCAGCCCAGUGGGCAGUUUGAGGGCCAGGGUAGACUCCCCAGACCUCCAGCGUUGUUUCUUCCAGCUCAGUCAUCUAGGAAUGGACCCUGUCAUCCUGCUAGGGGGGUUCUCAGCCUUUCACACCCUCUACCCUUUCCUUUGCACACCACGCAUGGUCCUGCUAGAGCCUGAGCGUCACACUCUGACCAUCUACCCCUCAGAGAUCCUGGAGGAAGCCCUCUAUCAGGGCUCUGCUGCUCAGGCCUGUGACUACCGUGUUAUCAAGAAUCUACACAUCACACAUGUGGUCAAUGCCACUGCCAACAGCCCUGAAGCUUUCCCCAACACGCUGUGCUACCUGACGCUGAGUCUCACUGAUGAUGGCCAGCAGAACCUGGUGGAGGCGCUGCCACUGGCUUCAAGGUUCAUCAACUCAGCCCUGAUGGCUGUUCCUGCUGGCCGUGUUCUUGUCCACUGCAGCACCGGCAGGAGUCGCAGCUCGGCACUAACGCUGGCCUUCCUCAUGGAGCAUCGACGCUGGUCACUGCUUCAUGCCCUGCGAUGGUUGAAGGAGAGGCGGGCAUGCACGGCACCCAAUGUGAACUUCCUGCAUCAGCUGCUGACCUAUGAGGAGCUGCUGUUUGGGAGCAAACUCACCUCCCUGAACGACAUCCGCCGGUGACUGGAGCAAGGAUGGGAAUGGAAAGGAGGAUAAUGCUGGACGUUUUUUCCCCCUACAGUUCAGAUUGAGAGAGAGAGUUUAAUAUUUUAUUUCUACAGUUUACAUUGAGGGGAAAAAAGUAUAAAACGGCCAUUGAUUUUGUACCGCAAUAAAAUACCUGGAUAGGAGUAUAUUGCCCUCAGUUUGACAUUAAUCUUGCUUCAUCAUAAAACUUAACUGCACAGUGUUUCUUGUGCUAUGCCUGAAUAAUGACAGAUGUUUAAUUUUGUGACCUCUGUAUGACUAAGGAUAAUAUAAUCAUAUUUUGCUUGAUGAUAGCUUAUAGUAUGUUUAUGCCAAUAAAGUAUAUUUAUGACAUUUAACAUUAGAAUGGUUUAUUUCCUUCAAUUCUAUUCCUCGAGGUAUUCAUGUGGAAAAGUAUUAAAACAGUGAAUGGAGGCUUGCAAAUAUCCAGGGUUUAU
Messenger RNA from Centropristis striata (black sea bass), 1689 nucleotides. RefSeq names its product serine/threonine/tyrosine-interacting-like protein 1. Gene Ontology annotation, molecular function: protein tyrosine/serine/threonine phosphatase activity. The transcript is spliced from 6 exons. NCBI's taxonomy places the organism in Eukaryota, Metazoa, Chordata, Actinopteri, Perciformes, Serranidae. Gene Ontology annotation, cellular component: cytoplasm. Gene Ontology annotation, biological process: protein dephosphorylation. The coding region runs from base 65 to 1228 and encodes 387 amino acids. The record is from RefSeq and is a predicted model, not a curated record.